Pollicipes pollicipes is the source of this 3428-nucleotide messenger RNA. RefSeq names its product polypeptide N-acetylgalactosaminyltransferase 11. Gene Ontology annotation, cellular component: Golgi apparatus. Gene Ontology annotation, biological process: protein O-linked glycosylation; regulation of Notch signaling pathway. The transcript has 12 exons. Lineage: Eukaryota; Metazoa; Arthropoda; Thecostraca; Pollicipedomorpha; Pollicipedidae. Gene Ontology annotation, molecular function: Notch binding; polypeptide N-acetylgalactosaminyltransferase activity. The record is from RefSeq and is a predicted model, not a curated record. The coding region runs from base 122 to 1924 and encodes 600 amino acids.
GUGAGUUGGGGCUCGAGGUGUUGCACGGUGAGGGUGUGAUCACGUUGACAUGUAGAUUUGAUACUUUACAUAAUACACAGUUAUGGUGCUCGGCUGAAGUAUGUUUUCGUAGCAGUGGGAGAUGGGCAUGAUGCUGACACAUAGGGUUCCCCACACCAAUGGACGGGAUCCAAUAUUGCACCAGCACAGGCAGAGUGGCCAUGCGGUGCGACACCUGGGCACCAUGCGGCUCUCUCUGCACCCGCGCUGGAUCAUGCUCGCCAUGUGUGCCGUCUCCGCCUGCUGGCUGCUCCUGCUCUACAUGUACCUGGGCCUGGAGAGCGGCGGCGGAGGAGGAGGGGCGGCAGGGCCGGUGACGGCGCCCCACGCCGCCUGGCCCUCCCCGCCGCCCGACGCCGGCCCCGACCCGGCGCGGCUGGGCCGGGUCAGCUCGGAGGCCGACGGCCGACGGAAGCGCGAGGGAUACGAGCGACACGCCUUCAAUACGCUGGUCAGCGACCGGAUUGGCUUGCGCCGUUCGAUCCCGGACACCAGGCAUGCCGGGUGCCGAAACCAAACUUACCCGGCCAGCCUUCCGGACGUCAGCGUCGUCAUCUGCUUCUACAACGAGGACGAGACGGUGCUGCUACGCACGCUGCAGGCGGUGCUGCAGCGUUCGCCGGCGCCGCUGCUGCGCCAGGUGCUGCUGGUUGACGACGCGAGCGACGCCGGCCUGGCGGAAGCUGUCCAGCACCACAUCGACAGCCGUGCUCUGCAGCACAGGGUUCAGCUGCUCCGCUCCGACGUGCGUCUGGGCUUGAUCCGAGCCCGCCUGCACGGCGCCGCGCACGCCACCGGCGAGGUGCUGGUGUUCCUGGACUCGCACGUGGAGGUGAACGUAGCGUGGCUGCCGCCGCUGCUGGCGCCGAUCGCCGCCGACCGGCACACCGUCACCGUGCCCAUCAUCGACGUCAUCAACGCCGACACGUUCGCCUACACGGCCUCGCCGCUGGUGAGGGGCGGCUUCAACUGGCAGAUGCACUUCCAGUGGGUAGCCGUGCCUCACAGCGGGCGGCGCACCGAGGACGACUUCGUCCGACCGAUCGACACCCCAGCCAUGGCCGGCGGUCUGUUCGCCAUGGACCGCAGCUACUUCUACGAGCUUGGAACGUACGACGACGGCAUGGAUAUUUGGGGCGGCGAGAACCUCGAGCUCUCGUUCAGGGUCUGGAUGUGCGGCGGCCGGAUGCAGAUCGUGCCCUGCUCUCGGAUCGGUCACGUGUUCAGGAAGCGGCGGCCGUAUGAGACGCCGGACGGCAGCAAGUCCGUGUUGCAGAACCUGCUCCGGCUGGUGCUGGUCUGGCUUGACGACUACAAGGAACAUUUCUACGACGAAUUUCCCGACGCGCCUGGGAUGAAAUACGGUGACAUUACCAGCCGAAUCAAGCUACGCAAGAAACUAAACUGCAAAUCUUUCCAGUGGUACCUGGAGACGGUGUACCCGGAGCUGGAGGUGCCGGUGACGCGAGGGCGGCAGCCGGGCGGGCUGGCCAGCCCCGACACGGCGCGCCGCGCCGCCGCUGGCCGGCUCCGGCUCCGGCUCAGCGACUCGACGCUCUGUGCGCAGCGCGGCCACGGCCGGCUCCGGCUGCGGCCCUGCGCCGACGACGCGCCGGACCAGGUGUUCUUGGAGACGGGCCGACAGGAGCUGUCGCAGGGCGAGCUGUGCCUGCAGGCCACCGAUGACGCGCCCAUACUGGCCGCCUGCCACGGCCGCAUGGGCGACCAACAGUGGAACUACGGUGCCAAGGUGGAGACGCCUGUGUAUAACCUGGCGGUGGGCGGCUGCCUGUCGGCGUCGGGCCGGGAGGAGGGCGCGCCCUUGGCCAUGACGGAGUGUCGCGAGGACCCGAGCAUCACCUGGGACGUGCUGUCGGUCAGCUGACCUCGCCCGUGACCUGGUCUGACCUGGACCUGGACCUCGCCCUUGCCCUCGCCUGGCGGGGACGUGGGAUGAUGACCUCACGAUUUGGACAUUUUGAAACGGGGGAGUAUCGAUGCUCUGUCGUCAUCUCCGGAAGGGUUUCACUGUAUGUAAGAAAGGAUUUGGUUCUUUUUUGCGUUAUGAAUUGUUGGUUCUUAGUUUGAGUUGAUGACCUUCAAUAAACCAGGAAGUACUGAUAACAAGAUUUGCAAUGCUGGCUGCCGAUUAUGUUGACGGCACUCAAUAUUUCGCGCUGUGCUUACUCUGCGCAGCGGUUCCUGUCCACAUCCUGGGCUGUGCCUUAUAGGUCGUUACUCAGCAUAAGAACUUUCAACUCAUAAUGGGAAGGGUUCUGUGGAUCUCUGAAUUACUCGUUAGGAUGUUGGUAUUGUAUUUUUGUGGUGAGGGCUUCAGCAAUAAAGGCGCUUGAAAUGCUCCUAAACUGGGAUAUCUUUGAUGUUUUGUAUCGGUCGCAAUGGGAUGGUUUCUUGGGUGCGGCAUCCUGGAAAAUCCCUUUGUGCUUUCACUCGUAUACUCGGUGUCUGAUGGACGCUGCCUGUAUUUUUGAUAGCAUAUUUUUGCAAUCAAUGUACGUUACUUUUCACAUGUCAAGAACUUGUUCGCGUCGGUGACCUCUGUGUUCAUCAUGGCAAUAGGAAGGUCAAGACGGCAGGUGGUUCCCGUUAUUUCUUAACUGGCCGUGGCGGGAUGGUAUGCAUUUGCCAUGAGCUCGCGAGAGCUAUUUUUGCUGAGAUGUUCCAUCCACGUACUAACUGCCAGCCGCUCGAUUUUAAGUGGUUCUGAUGGGACCAAUUUGUGAUACGUGGGUACCUGGCACUCUGAGAUUCCAUCACGCCCGUGUUCAUCUAGAUCUGUCUGUUACGGUUUUCGGACGCCUGUGCACAUUUGGGCCGGGCGCGUGUGUUCCGCGCACCCAUUGCGCCCGGCGCUUAGGCGCCAGCCGGUGCUCCGGCUGCGGGCGCCGCCGCGCUGUUCAAGCGUGCGCACGCAAUGUCCGGCCAGUGUCAGCGCCUGAGGCGUGUAGUGCGCCGGCCGUGGGGCCUGUGUCGGCCGCGCGCCUUCGGUGGCCGCCGCGGUCGGCGCGCGUGCGACGUGAAGCGGCCUCUCGUGGCCUCGAUGUCGUGUUCUGGCCCGGCCCGCCGGGUGGACGGACUGUGCAGCCAGGCGUGGCGUUGGCUGCUGCCGCCUCGCGCGUGUCACGUGGACCCUAUUGGGGCCUGACCGAUCGGUGAGGACGUGCGUGCUCUGAUGGAACUGGUUAGCGGGCGCACGGUGUUGGCGGGCGGGGCCUGGGCGCGUGGGACCCGGCUGCUGCAGCCGGGCGCGUUGCCGCGAAUGUGGUGGUCUGUCGCGCUGUCGAUGACUGAGCGUGCGCUGGUGACCUCGGUGGUUUGUUAGGUAGGUUGCAUGUUGGGCUUACGCCGGUGUAGUUAAUAAAAGCCUG